This is a messenger RNA of Bufo gargarizans (Asiatic toad), 1218 nucleotides long. RefSeq names its product voltage-dependent calcium channel subunit alpha-2/delta-3-like. The transcript is spliced from 13 exons. Gene Ontology annotation, molecular function: voltage-gated calcium channel activity. The coding region runs from base 1 to 1218 and encodes 405 amino acids. Gene Ontology annotation, cellular component: voltage-gated calcium channel complex. The record is from RefSeq and is a predicted model, not a curated record. Lineage: Eukaryota; Metazoa; Chordata; Amphibia; Anura; Bufonidae.
AUGCAAGUGAUUUUCACUAUUCCACUAGCCAUUGGGAUCUUUUUCUUCUGGAUAGCCUUGAACUCGACGCUGAAACCAGCAACUGGAUCGGAGCAGCAGAUCCCCUUAUCUAUGGUAAAGCUCUGGGCCUCGGCAUUUGGUGGAGAGAUCAAAUCCAUAGCAGCAAAAUACUCAGGUUCUCAGCUCCUGCAGAAGUCUGUCUUCUCAAAAUACAAAGAAUUUGAGAAGGAAGUCUCCAUAGAAGAAAUAGAUGGACUCCAACUUGUCAAAAAACUUGCAAAGGACAUGGAGGAGAUGUUCCACAAGAAGGCAGAGGCAGUUCGGAGGCUGGUUGAGGCGGCUGAGGAGGCACAUUUGAAGCAUGAAUUUGAUGCUGAUCUACAGUAUGAAUACUUCAAUGCAGUCCUCAUAAAUGAGCGGGAUGAAGAUGGAAAUUUUGUCGAGCUGGGAAAAGAGUUUUUGCUUCUACCGAAUGACCAUUUUAAUAACCUACAUGUAAACGUCACAUUGAGUGAUGUCCAAGUGCCAACCAAUGUUUACAACAAAGAUCCUGAAAUAGUGAAUGGAAUUUAUUGGUCGGAGUCUUUAAAUAAGGUGUUUGUGGAUAACUUCGACCGUGACCCUUCCCUCAUAUGGCAAUAUUUUGGAAGUGCGAAGGGAUUUUUUCGGCAAUACCCUGGUAUUAAAUGGGAGCCAGAUGAGAAUGGUGUCAUUGCAUUCGACUGCAGAAACCGAAAAUGGUACAUCCAGGCAGCUACCUCCCCAAAAGAUGUAGUGAUUUUGGUUGACAAAAGUGGGAGCAUGAAAGGACUCCGUCUGACGAUUGCGAAGCAAACGGUAUCCUCUAUUUUGGACACCCUUGGAGAUGAUGACUUCUUCAACAUUAUUGCCUAUAAUGAAGAAAUUCAAUACGUAGAACCGUGUCUGAAUGGGACGUUAGUACAAGCAGACAGAAACAACAAAGAGCACUUCAGGGAGCAUUUAGAUAAACUUUCAGCCAAAGGGAUAGGAAUGUUGGACAUAGCACUGAACGAAGCCUUUGACUUGCUGAAUGAGUUCAAUCACACAGGAGAAGGAAGCAUCUGCAGUCAAGCCAUAAUGUUAAUUGCUGAUGGAGCUGUUGACACCUACGAUACAAUAUUUGCCAAGUACAACUGGCCAGAUAGAAAGAACCUGGUCAUUAUGGUCAACUUCCAGUCCACUGAUACUACUGAUUGA